Messenger RNA from Polychytrium aggregatum, 2148 nucleotides. RefSeq lists its product as uncharacterized. NCBI's taxonomy places the organism in Eukaryota, Fungi, Chytridiomycota, Chytridiomycetes, Polychytriales. The transcript is spliced from 5 exons. Bases 31 to 1917 code for a protein of 628 amino acids. The record is from RefSeq and is a predicted model, not a curated record.
CCCGCUGUGCUGCGUCGCUGUCACGCACACAUGCUCAACGACAUCGUGGAUUCUGUCUACAGGGUUGCUGCCUCACCUAUAGUCAAUCUGGCGUCCAAGCUCUGUCAGCCCAAUUCCGCCAUGGGCUGUGCUGAGGAGGGCGGUCAUUCCUUCCCGUCCCUUCCCACCCCUCCUCUGAAGAAUGGCGUCCGGCCGAUGAAUGAGGACAUGGCCGCGACGCCCAGUCCGAUUCGGUCGUCGUUUUCCACCCUCUCUGAGCCAUCUACACCAUCCAUGCGGGCUAAAUCUCGAGUCACCUUCGCGAGAGAUGAUGUUGUCGAGGAAUUCCGCGACAACGAUCCCGUCAGCACGCCUUAUCGAUUGGGUCUCGCGCCCAUGAAUCCUUCGCGCCGCCUGUCCCCGAACGGCGAACAUAUCCUGUCCUCCAUCAAGAAUGGCACAGGAACGAUCAUGGUCGAUGAGCUCAUGGCGUCAACCGUUCUCCUGGACAAGGUUGCCGUCCGGGUCCCACGCACUCCAGAUGUCCGUGUGCAUCAAUCCUCCAAUGACUCGAGUGACACCGAAGAAGGUGAAGGUGAAGACGAAGGUGACGAUGCCGUUGAAGUUGGAGUUGAAGAUGAUACAAGGGUUGAAAAGCAAGGCGAUAACGGCGUUAUUGACCAAGUGGCGGAUCCGGAUGAGUGUGCGGCUUCCCAACUGCAAGUGUCUCCGUCCGUCCGCUCCUCAAGCGCGCAGUUCCUCCUCGAUCUUGGCUUCAGCUUCCCCACAGCUUCCGGCAAGGGUUCCGGAUCGAGCCCGACUCUCUCACUCCUCACAAGGUCCUCCGAGUCAUUCAGGAUGCACCCAACACCAUCUCCGGUCAAAACCGCCACACGGUUCCAUCUCCCAGAAGGCGCUGGCCUUGCACCUUUCCACGCACAAAAACGGGGUUUCCCGUCCUCUUCUAUCACGUAUCAGGAGCGCCAGGAGCAGCUCAUAGAUCUCCACAACAAAUACGAGGCCCUUCAGCAGUUUCGACUGAGCAUGGCGGCUGAUAGCAUCGCCGCCUCGGUGGCGACCGAGCAAUCGUCCUCUGAGCCUGAUCUCUGCUCUCCUUCCCACAAGGUGCGCAGAAUGACCAUGAUUCCUGUUCCAGAUCUUGAAAACAGGUCUUUGCCCCUUCACAAUGUUGGUAGUCCCUCUGGCGAGCCACGACUCGAUGGUGCUCUUGCAACCUCGAUGGAAUCGGCCGAAACUCAGCCGCCUCCAACAGCGACGAGCAGAGUGUCAUUCACCAUUCCCGAUCUUGACUCGAGCGCGGGCACAGCCAUCGGUGUGAUGGCGAGUAGACCGUUGAGCCCACCGUCCUCUAGCUCCUCCUUCAAGACUGCGACACCCCAGUUUCAUACCCGCCAUUCCCCGGACACUGGACUAUCCGCACCGGUGGCUGCCGAUUCGAUGUCCGUCUCCCGUCGGGCUAUCUUGACGCCAUCUGCAAAGCCACACCGCAAAUCAAAGCGCAUUAGCCCUUCCUCGAUUCAACGCGCAAUCGACGCUUUCUCCGAGACGCACAAUCGACAGGGCGACAGCACUGUGUCCCUCCAGCAAGUUGAAAAGCUUGUCCCACCUCCUGUCGCUUCUCGACGCAGCAUGCUCCCGAAACCAAAGAGAGAGUUGGAUGAGCCUCAGCCACCUUCGUUGAAGCGAGCAUUCACGGAUUCUCUCGCCUCUGAAUCCGCCGCAAAGUGCCAUGUCCAAACCUCUGCUCUGUAUAGUAGCGGUGGCUUGGACGGGGGAAUGGCUCGAUCAACAAGACUCAAAUACCAGGAGGACUUGAAUACGCCAAUCGUGCGAAAGCACCUCCGCAAUCGGGUCGUUGAGGUGAAUGGCGGGGGUACUUCGACGAUCCCGAAGCUCAAGCGGGCCCGGACCCGCUGAGGACAGACCAGCCCGCCUUAUGCUUUUCGGCUCCUCGAUUCGGAAUUUUGGAAGAUGAGUUUCCUAUUGUUAAUGAAGCCGUAUUGAUCGGAUAUUUGCGUGAUGCUCCCGCGACUCCAUGCUCGCCCCUCCCACAAAUACAACGCACCGCCUUUGACACAGCCCUGCCUCCGCGCGAAUUGCUGCGUCCAUCGCGGACCACGGACUUGCACACCCCAUCCGUCGAUUGCU